AUGGCCCAGUACCAAGAAGAAUCCUUUGUCAUCCCUUCCAACACCUUUCUGCCUGGAUACUUUUCCUCCAUGUUUGAAUCGGAGUUAGCACCAGAAUCACUCCUCGACCAGUUUCUGGCACAGAAUUCGGACGAUAAUACAGCUCUACAUCAAUUUCAACGUGGUCCAAGUACAGUGGAAGCAUUAUCCGACUCGUAUUUCCCAAUAUCCACGUCUUUAUCCGGGUUUGACCGUCAAAGUGUUGGUGAGAAGCCUGUCUCGCCCUAUCCACCUACGACAAGAUCAUCGACUUAUGCCCCCACAUUCCAUCCCGGUGCGAUUGAAGGAGAGGGACAGUUAUUUGAUCCAUGGUACCCUCCUUAUCCAUACACGGAAGAAGGGCUAUUAGGGCAGAAUAGCUGGCGAGCGAGCACUCGACUCAUUGUGGCCAACAAACCGCGCCCCGGCGAAACUUUGGGCUCGACACCAGGCCCCUCAAUAUUGUGCGAUAACAGUCGGCAUUUCACGCCGCAGGCCUCCUUUCAAAACUCAAGUAAUGAAUAUACAAACGACUACCAAACCUUCCCAGAUACUAUUGGAGAAGGUUUGGGAAUUCACAAUACGAUAUCCACAGGCGAACAGCAACCCGUCGAGGAUCAAUGCUCCAGGGAUCACCCUGUAGAGCACGAUCACAGUGAGCGAAACGCACAUGGAAGCGGGGUCCAGAGGGAUCUCAGAGAUUCAACAUAUAGCAGUCUAUAUGGACUGAACAAUGCCCUGGAGUGGCCACCCAGGGCAUAUGAAUCCCUCGAAGAGGAAGUGCCACAUACCAACGCAGGUAUAUGGACGGACGAGUCCAUUUCGCCGAAGCAGCCGGCCCCGAACACCUCCCAGUUACAAGGCCACGUCCCCAGUUGUAUGGGGGGCCUUGGUGUCAGCGUCACACGUGAACGCAAGAGGAGGAAGGAAAAGGGGUUCCGGUUCGUCAAUCUAGCUGUUAGCUAG
Psilocybe cubensis is the source of this 984-nucleotide messenger RNA. RefSeq lists its product as uncharacterized. The coding region runs from base 1 to 984 and encodes 327 amino acids. The record is from RefSeq and is a predicted model, not a curated record. NCBI's taxonomy places the organism in Eukaryota, Fungi, Basidiomycota, Agaricomycetes, Agaricales, Agrocybaceae. The transcript is spliced from 10 exons.